Frankliniella occidentalis (western flower thrips) is the source of this 917-nucleotide messenger RNA. RefSeq names its product exosome complex component CSL4 (gene Csl4). The transcript has 6 exons. Gene Ontology annotation, cellular component: cytoplasm; nuclear exosome (RNase complex). Lineage: Eukaryota; Metazoa; Arthropoda; Insecta; Thysanoptera; Thripidae. Gene Ontology annotation, molecular function: RNA binding. The record is from RefSeq and is a predicted model, not a curated record. The coding region runs from base 162 to 758 and encodes 198 amino acids. Gene Ontology annotation, biological process: RNA processing.
UUGAGUUGUGAGCUCCGUCAGGAGGGAGGAAGCGUAUCGUCAACGUGUAUGUUGGUGUUUGUAAACAGUGUCGAAAAAUUGUGGGGAAAUUCACAAAUUGUUUUGUUUUACUUACCACGCUUUCAGCAUUUUAUUCUAAUACUUUGUUAGUUUGUUAGAAAAUGGAUCAAGAAACUCUCGUUUGUGUUCCAGGACAACGCUUGAGCAUCGCUGACAAGAAUCAUUUAUCAGGCCGAGGGACUUACGAACGCUUGGGAUACAUCUAUGCCACAUUAGCUGGAGUUGUAAAGAUAGAAAAACAAGACAAGGCAUCGCUAAUUGAAGUACGUAGCAGUAAUGAACAAAGUAUAGUUCCUGCUCCAGGUGAUAUCGUCACUGCAAAGGUAACCAUUGUGAAACAGAGGUUUUGUAAAUGUAUCAUAAAGUGUAUAGGUGAUACAGUUCUCUCUCGGCCAUACCGUGGCAUUUUACGUAAAGAAGAUGUACGUGCAACUGAAAAAGAUAAAGUGGAAAUGAUCAAAUGUUUUCGUCCAGGAGAUAUUAUUCUGGCUCGAGUUUUACCAAUGACAGAAGUACAUUCAUAUCAACUGUCCACAGCUGAAGAUGAGUUAGGAGUUGUAAUAGCUGAUAGUGAAACCGGAACUUCAAUGGUACCCAUCAGUUGGACCGAGAUGCAGUGUCCUAAGACACACAUUAAGGAAUUAAGAAAAGUUGCCAAAGUUAUACCUGAGAGAUUAGGUUCUCAUAUUGUCAUUUAGAUAGUUCCUUCUGAAGGAAUUCUUAAAUGCCUUCACUGAAGUGCAAUAUUUUUGUAUCUUUAAUUUCUCAAAUUUGACAGGCAAUAUCUUUUCUGUGAAUAGCUUCUUAUUACAGGGCCAAUAACGUGGAAAAAAAUUACAAUAACAAGCAAAAAAAUA